GAGGUCUUCAGUCUUCCUUUGAUUCUUUUCCCUCCCUCGAAAUUUCUCGCUUCAGGCUUGUUUAGGGUUUCUCCCUCCGAUCUCGCGCCUCUCUUCGCAUCUGUAGGUAGCACAACGACAUGGGUGGUCAUGGUGGUUUAAAUAUCCUUCCACAGAAACGUUGGAACGUGUACAAUUAUGAGAACAGAGAGAAGGUCCGGAAAGAUGAAGAGGCUGCCGCAAAAGAGGAGCAGCUUAAGCAAGAGCAAGCGAGGAAGCGUGAUACUGAGUUUCGUCUUGAGCAGCUUCGCACUGCCCGUGGCUUGGCUCCUGCCAGUCAACCUGCAGAGGCUCCUGCCAGUCAGCAUGUGGAACCAGCUGAGACAGAGGAGAAGUCUGGCCAUAUUAAUCUCUUUGAGGGUAUUAAGAUUUUCGACCCUGUUGAAGCACCAAAAACGGGGACAGGAGAUGAAAGGGAUGGAUUCAAGAGGAAGAAGAUGAAGAAAGAGGAGGCGCCAAAGGUGAUAACCGUAGAGGAUGAGAAAUAUAGAUUGGGAUACGGGGUUGCUGGAAAAGGAGUUAAAUUGCCGUGGUAUCUUGAGAAGCGGGGUGAUCACGUAGAUGGGGAGAAAUUUAGGGAUGAAGGGUCGUUGAAGGAUGUGAAGGGGCAGGAAAAGAAAAGUGGGAAGAAGACGUUGGAGGAGCUGAGGGAGGAACGGGUGAAGAGAGAGAAGAUGGAGAAAGAAAGGGCAAAAUCAUUGAUUCUAGAGAAGAGCCGGAGGGAUAGAGCUCUAUUGAAGGACAAGGGUUUCCAGAGGAGGUGAUGCUGCAAAUUUUGGUCAGUUUAGACUUUUGAUUGUACUUAAAUGUUACCGAUACACUGCCUUAUGGCUGAUUGGGACUGCUAUUGGUUUGGCAAGAUUUGGAUUCUAAGGUCCUGUUUUGAGAGGUUUCAGCUCCCCUUGUGCAGCUCUCCAAUCUACAUUUGCCUUGCAAAAUAGCUCCUCCAUGGAUGUGACUUUGAAUCCUCUGUGAGAGAGAGAAUUCCGUAAGCCCGCGUCGCACUGGUUCACCUGUCCCUUUCAAAUCCUGGAGAUGAUCAACAGAUAAUCUGCUGCCGGCAUCAAGGCUUAUAAAUGUCCAUUCCUUCCAGUUUGGCUUUCUUGUUUAUCAUGUCAUCAUUAUGUGGAAUGAUAUCAGUUUGAUCCUUCUGCAAGUUAUUCAGUUUAUGUCAUUGUCCAUGACUUCAUAUCGACCAGGGGAUUCCUUGGUCCAAGUGGUGAAAAGAGUUGUUGAGCUGUCA
Messenger RNA from Rhodamnia argentea, 1282 nucleotides. RefSeq names its product leukocyte receptor cluster member 1 homolog. The coding region runs from base 120 to 803 and encodes 227 amino acids. The transcript is spliced from 3 exons. Lineage: Eukaryota; Viridiplantae; Streptophyta; Magnoliopsida; Myrtales; Myrtaceae. The record is from RefSeq and is a predicted model, not a curated record.